Molecule: messenger RNA, 2980 nt
Organism: Taeniopygia guttata (zebra finch)
Lineage: Eukaryota; Metazoa; Chordata; Aves; Passeriformes; Estrildidae
Source: RefSeq, a predicted model, not a curated record
UGAUCCCGCUGCUGCUCUCCCAGCUGUGUAGCCUGUUCCUGCUUCUGCUUCCUUCUGCAGAGCUUUCUGCAUUGAGGCUAAGCAGUGAAUGUGUUGGACAGGAAUCCCUGAAUCUUCUGCAAUGGAUGUUUAUUUGUCAUUCUUUGUGCAGUCCGUAGAUGAUUCCUGGUUUUGGACUCAAACUGCCCAGGAAUGCAUAUUGCCUAUUGAGGAAAGAUUGGAAAUUCACCUGCUGAUCUUUAAGAUCUGUGCCAUGCCUUGAACUGCUCUCCUGGCUACCCUAAUUCUACUCACUCUUUCCCGACCAACCCACAGUGUCUUGUUCAAAUUUUUCUCAUUUUUUUUCCUUCUCCUUACUGUUUCUACUUUUCCUUUCCAGUGUUAGCCCUGGAACAAUCUCCAGAUUUGGUGAUAAAAGAAGGCCAGUCCGUGAAUAUGCAAUGUUCAAAGAUGCAAUCCUCCAGCACAGCUAUGUACUGGUUUGUGCGGCAUUCAAAGAAGAAUUCCAGUCUGACCCUACUGGCUUCUGCAAUAGAAGGUGGUAAUGCAGCAGUGGAGAAGGGUUUUGAGAGCCAUUUCAAGAGCAGCAAGAUAAAAGGAGACAGUAUCACCCUCUCAAUAGAACAUGCCUUUCUCAAUGACUCUGGCACAUACUACUGUGCUGAGAGUGGUCACAGUGGUGAGACUGCCGAGGGAGCUGAGCACAAACUUCUCCCUGCACAUACAGGACCUGCUUUCCCCCUUGUGGGUUCUGCAGGAGGCUUCUCACUCAUUAGCUGCUGUGCUUCCUAGCCUUGCCUUCCUCCUCUUCUCCGAUGUUGAUAGUUUGUAUGUCCAUUUUUUCCCCCUUGCCACUCCAGUCCUUCCUCUGCAUUUAAGUCUUACUUGAACUACACUUGAUUCUGUCAGCCCUUCUUCUCCUCUCUGUCUCCCUUCCCUUACCCACCCUCAUAGUUCUGUCUUCAAUCUGCACUCCACUACCUUCAUCCCAAUAUCUUUGCUUUUUUCUCCCACUUCUUUAGAGGAAUCUGGGGUCUUCCCUGAAUCUUUCUUGUCAGCUUAGGGAAAUGAUUGCAAUGGGACACACUCAGAGCUACAGCAGAGGGUUUGGGAGGAUCUGGAGGCAUUGCUGCUCUCCUCCGCUGACAGGACACAGGGGAACAUCUUCACUGCAAAGCCCAGGACAGCCUUGAGCAGUCUCCUCACUUGAUUUCCUGUAUGGGCCAGGCUCACACUGCCGUGCACACAGCACAGCACGGAUGGGCAGAGCCUCUGUCACGCCUCUGUACCCAAACUCAGUGCACACAAACUACGAGUGUCUCUUCCUGCCUUCAGAGGUGUCUCACUGCCUUGGUCAGGUGAACAAGGCUCUGUGCAGAGAAGAGGACAUGGUUUUCUCCAGCUCUGCCCAUUUGUGUCCUGCUGCUCUCUUGCAGAGUGCUGCAAUAAAGAGGCAAGGAGAAUAUUCAUUCUUCUCUGGCAUGGAGAAGGUCAGUGUGUAGCAGCAUAUCCUGAGGGGCACAGCCUUCUCCUCAGAAAUCUUUCUGAGGUGCAGUCUCUCAAGGGACAGUCCCAGUACAGAAGCAAAGACAGCCUGUUCUCCCCUUGAGAUCCCCCUCUGGAGUCAGAGAAGACCAGGUUCAGGACUAUUCUCUGCCAGGCUCCAAGAGACUCAUGCUUGGCAGGUCAGCAGCUCUUCCCAUACCUGGGUAUCACAUCAGGCCUGACUGGAGUAAGCAGUGAUUCCACAUUGCAGCUUGCUGGGCUGGGAGUCUGUGAGUGUGAGGUUGGCUUGGCAGGAGACAAACAGAGGGACACAGACACAAACAUGCGUUCCUAAGAUCUCCUGCACUUCCCAUCAAUUUCUGCCAUUUUGUGCAUUCCUGUGCACAUACUCAGGCUGCCACACAGCCCUAUCCUGCUCUGUGAUAGCUCUGAACCAUGCUACCUACUGAAGUCCCAGCUACUCCUGCACAGCCACGUUCACACACAGCAGGGAGCCAGAGGAGCAGAGUACAAGCACCUCAUGACUGCCUGCAGGUGUCAUUGCCCACCGUUCCUGGACAGCCAACAGCCUUGUGACAUUUCAGACUCCCGCUCACUCCCCUGCCCACCCACAGAGAGACGGAUCUCGUCCUCUCCACUUCUCCUCUUUACACACCUCUGUGUCUGUGCUGUCACCAGGGGCAGGUGGCUGGCAGGAAGGGAUUUUCUCUAUGGAUUUCCAGUGGUUCCUUGUGGCCAUGCUGCUCCCUGUGGGCUGGGCCCUUCAGCAAUCACCAGAUACAAUCGUCCGGGUGGGAGACACCGUGACUCUGUGUUAGCCCUGGAACAGUCUCCAGACAUGGUGAUAAAAGAAGGCCAGUCCGUGAAUCUGGAAUGUUCCAAGAAGAAAACUUCCAACAGAGCUAUGUACUGGUUUGUGCGGCAUUCCGAGAAGAAUUCCAGUCUGACCCAGUUGGUUUAUGCAUUCGAAGGUGGUAACCCAGCAGUGGAGAAGGGUUUUGAGAGCCAUUUCAAGAGCAGCAAGAUAAAAGGAGACAGUAUCACCCUCUCAAUAGAACAUGCCUUUCUCAAUGACUCUGGCACAUACUACUGUGCUGAGAGUGAUCACAGUGGUGAGACUGCUGAGGGAGCUGAGCACAAACUUCUCCCUGCACAUACAGGACCUGCUUUCCACCUUGUGGGUGCUGCAGAAGGCUUCUCACUCAUAAGCUGCUGUGCUUCCUAGCCUUGCCUUCCUUCUCUUCUCAGAUGCUGAUUGUUUGUAUGUCCAUUUUUUCCCCCUUGCCACUCCAGUCCUUCCUCUGCAUUUAAGUCUUACUUGCACUACACUUGAUUCUGUCAGCCCUUCUUCUCCUCUCUGUCUCCUUUCCUUUCCCCAUCUUCUUCUUUCUGUCUUCAAUCUGCACUCUGUUGACAUUCUUUUACUUAACUCCAGUCAAUCCUGCAUGUAAUUCUCACUGUCAGAAAAGAACAA